Heteronotia binoei (common prickly gecko) is the source of this 1863-nucleotide messenger RNA. RefSeq names its product SUN domain-containing protein 3-like. Gene Ontology annotation, cellular component: nuclear envelope; meiotic nuclear membrane microtubule tethering complex. The transcript is spliced from 15 exons. Bases 178 to 1530 code for a protein of 450 amino acids. The record is from RefSeq and is a predicted model, not a curated record. Gene Ontology annotation, biological process: nuclear envelope organization. Lineage: Eukaryota; Metazoa; Chordata; Lepidosauria; Squamata; Gekkonidae. Gene Ontology annotation, molecular function: protein-membrane adaptor activity.
GCAGAGCUGGGAAGUGAUUUGGGGUAUGAAUUGCUUAUUAAACUUCAGUUCCACUGCAUCAAAGGAAGGUCAGCCAGAAUUCUCCUAGGGUGCGUGUAUGCUGUUGGAAAGCUGUUUUGAGUAGCAUGGUUUCAAAACAGGAGCCCCAGGCAACUGUUGUAUUACACCCUCUCAACAAUGAAUGGGAGACGCUCUCUGCACCGAAAUCCACCACCUCCAGUCCAUCAAGAUGAACAAAAUAAUGAUGAUGACACCAGUGAGAUACCUGGAUCAGGAGGGUCGCAGUCAAACAGCUGGUAUUUGCAUAAUUCUGUGGGAAACAGGUCUACGAUUUCUAUCACCUCAUCUAGCCCAAUGACAUCAAGCACUGAAGAAGGACAAGAAAAUGGCAAUCAACUAGUCAGAGGGACAUUGAUGUUUAACAGAGAAAUCGUUAACAGAGAAUCCAGCUCUACCUUGUCAUUAGGCUGUACAGAAGAGCAUCCUCGAACGAAUGUGCAAAGAAAAAUAUGCAGCAUUCCUUGCUUCAUAGCAGUGCCUAUUAUGUGCCUCCCAGUGUACUUUUCAAGAGCCUUUCUCUAUGCAAAAGAUCAUAUCAGUAUGGAGAAGUUCACAAAGUUCAUUUUACUAGUAACAGCGAUAACUUGUGUUGCAGUUUACUACUUAUGUGUAUGCAAGAGAUCAUUUGAUGAGCUUUCAUCACAGGAACUCACAAAGCUGUAUCAAAAGGAGCUGAAAUUAAUGUGGCAGUCACACAUAUCAUUAGAAGAACGAACCCGUGAUAUAGAAGCCCUUAAAAUGGAGAUGGAUCACCUGCGUGAUCAGUUCACUGGUGUCAACAAGAGCCUUCUGCAUUCUGUAAAGCAAGUUCUAGAAGAGAGUGACAUCCCAGGAGAGGAUAAAGAACAAGUGCUCAAAAUGAUCAAUUCAGCUAUUAAGAAGAUCUAUGAGGAUCAUGUACAAAUGUCUGAUUGGGCUCAAAAAAGCAUAGGAGCCACCAUUGAUAAAAAAAGAACAUCUAAGACUUAUGAGCAUGAAAGCACACUGUGGAGUUGCUGGCUUAUACCAUGCUUUGUCAUCUCUUCGGCAUACCCACCUGAGACUGUUUUGGAGCCAGCUGUUUCUCCUGGAAACUGCUGGGCUUUUGAAGGAUCUGAAGGCCAAGUGGUCAUUAAACUGCCUGAAAAAAUCCAUCCAAUGGCAGUUACAGUUCAACACAUCUCCAAAGCCAUCGCUGUUAAUGGAAAUGUCAUGAGUGCCCCGAAGAGUUUCAUGAUCUCUGGCCUGGAUGAUAAAACAGGUGAAGAAACUGUGCUGGGAACAUUCAUGUAUGACAUUAACGAAGACAGCAUUCAGACAUUCCAACUCAAGAAGCAACAUUCAAAAAACUUUCUGUAUAUAAAGUUCAAGAUACAGAGCAACUGGGGCAACCCAGUGUUCACCUGCAUCUAUCGACUCAGGGUGCAUGGCAAGAUGAUCGACCUCUUGGGCUCUCUGAAAGAAGGCAGCAGUGAAACUCUUUUCAGAUGAAUAAAGGAAGCUGCAACACCAGCACCAUCCUCCUGAGCAAUCUCCAAAGAGUCUCCAAAGCUUGUUCUGAUUUUUCCUAAGGGAGGGACACAUACAGACGAAGGGGAGGAAUGCUCCUCAUGCCAAAUCUUUUCAGGCUGGACAGAUUUUGAUUCCGUGACCUGUGUCUGUCUAUGACAUAGAUAAUGGCAGGUGACAUUUCAGUUCAAUUAAUGCCAAGUCAGGAUAGAGCCCCCAUGAUCUUAGUCGCAAACAUGUCUUUGACAGCCCAAUCCUUUGUGAUUUUUUUUUUUAAAAGUAGAUAAUUGCCCAAUAAAGAUUUCUGUCUGGAGG